Molecule: messenger RNA, 2277 nt
Organism: Trifolium pratense (red clover)
Lineage: Eukaryota; Viridiplantae; Streptophyta; Magnoliopsida; Fabales; Fabaceae
Product: protein NUCLEAR FUSION DEFECTIVE 4-like
Exons: 1
Coding region: 152-1960 (602 amino acids)
Cellular component (GO): membrane
Source: RefSeq, a predicted model, not a curated record
UAUUUUCUAAGAUCUCUAUAUAUUCAAUUGAUCGAACAACUUGCUCCAUCUCAUUUAUUUAUACACUACACCCACUACUUUACUUCUAUAAGUGUCAAUAAGUGCUAGCUAGCUAUAAGCUAUAUUGCAAAUUUUCUUGCAUUCCAAGAAAAUGGCAAUAGGUAGUUCAAUUGGUGUUCAUGGUUGGGGAGACAUGAAGAGUCUCACCGGCCAGUUCGUCACUGGACGGUGGUUCGUCAUAUUUGCUUCCUUUCUAAUCAUGGCAGCCGCCGGAGCCACCUACAUGUUCGGCUUAUACUCCCCCGUAAUAAAAAAAGAACUUGGUUAUGACCAAAGCACACUAAACCUCCUUAGUUUUUUCAAAGAUUGCGGUACCAACGUUGGCGUCCUUUCAGGACUAAUCAAUGAACUCUAUCCACCUUGGAUAGUUUUAGCAAUAGGUGCUAUUCUCAAUUUUUUUGGUUACUUCAUGAUUUGGUUAUCAGUUACCAAAAAAAUAGCAACACCAAAAGUUUGGCAAAUGUGUCUUUACAUUUUCAUAGGUGCUAAUUCUCAAUCUUUUGCAAACACUGGUUCACUUGUUACUUGUGUUAAGAAUUUCCCCGAAUCUCGUGGCGCGGUUUUGGGAGUUCUUAAAGGCUAUGUUGGUCUUAGUGGUGCAAUUAUCACACAACUUUACUCUGCUAUUUAUUAUGAUGAUUUAAAGGCUUUGAUUUUGUUUAUAGGUUGGUUUCCUGCUGCUAUUUCUUUUGCUUUUCUUCGAACAAUUCGUUAUAUGAAACCUGUUCGACAAGUUAACGAGCUUAAGGUUUUUUAUAAUUUCUUGUAUAUUUCACUUGGUCUUGCUGGUUUUUUGUUGGUUAUGAUCAUAAUUCAAAAGAAGGUUAGUUUCUCACAGAGUGAAUUUGGUGUAAGUGCUGCUGUGGUAAUUUUCUGCCUUUUUCUUCCACUUGUUGUUGUUUUUAUUGAAGAAAACAAGAUUUGGAAGAGUAAAAAAUUUGCUUUGGUUGAUCCUUCACCAGUGAAAAUAGUAACACAAAGUGAAACUGUUACUGAAACUGAAAAAGAAAAAGAAAAAGUCAACUCUGUUGUUACAGUUCCAGCACCAAAAAAAGAUACAAAAUGGUAUGAAGAUGUGUUUAAUCCACCAGCAAGAGGUGAGAAUUAUACAAUACUUCAAGCACUUUUCAGCAUAGACAUGUUGAUACUAUUUGUAGCAAGUAUUUGUGGUAUUGGUGGAACAUUGACAGCAAUUGAUAAUCUUGGUCAGAUAGGAACAUCACUUAGAUAUCCAAAGAAAAGUAUAAGCACUUUUGUGUCAUUAGUAAGUAUUUGGAAUUAUUUAGGACGUGUUUUCUCAGGAUUUGUUUCAGAACAUUUUCUAACAAAGUAUAGAUUUCCCCGUCCUCUUAUGCUUACUUUAACAAUGUUUGUCUCUUGUAUUGGACAUCUUUUGAUAGCAUUUGAUGUUAAAAAUGGUCUCUACAUAGCUUCUGUGAUUAUUGGUUUUUGUUUUGGUGCUCAAUGGCCAUUACUUUUUGCCAUAAUUUCAGAACUUUUUGGACUUAAAUAUUAUGCAACUUUGUAUAAUUUUGGAAGUGUUGCAAGUCCACUUGGGUUAUAUGUCCUUAAUGUUAGGAUCACUGGUCAUAUAUAUGACAAAGAAGGUACAAAACAAUUAGAAGCACUUGGACUAAAGAGAAAAGAAGGACAACAAUUGAAUUGUGUUGGUGUUGAUUGUUUCAAGUUAUCUUUCAUUAUCAUUGCAGCUGCUACUUUUUUUGGUGCUGCUAUUUCACUUAUUUUGGUGGCUAGGACAAGAAAGUUUUACAAAGGUGACAUAUACAAGAGAUUCAGAGAAGAAGCUAUGGUGACAGAAGCUGAAAUGUUGGAGAAAAAGAACAUGGAAAAGACAGAAGAAGAUGCCAAAGUUGGUCAGCAACAUGUGGUAACAUCUUAGAAUCAGGAUAUAUAUGGAUAAAGAAGAUCCACACAUUCAAAGUAAAGAUACUUGAUUGCAUUGUUAUACUAUAGUUUAAUACCUACAUGCACGUUGUAAGUCAAUGCCAAGGUUAAUGAUUUGCUUUAAUUUAUCAUAUUCAUUUUCAUUUAGCUUUUAAAUAUAAGCUUUGGUCAAUUGUAGCAAUGUUCACUAUUGAAUGUAGCAAUAUUUUUUAAGAUGGUUUUCCUCGAUGUGUCAAGUGCGAAUAAAAGUUUCUCAUUAGAUGAAAAUAUGUUAAUUAUUUUAUAAAUGAGUUGACUUAUUUACUUAAUGUC